AUGGGACAUUUCGACAGGCCUCGAACUUUGACCGAGCAAACUUACAAGCCGCAGGCUGACUUGAGCAGAAGCACCAGCUCCAGAUCGGUCUCUGAGUCCUGCCAUGUCACAGCUCGUCACCGUAGACGAAAAGAGUCCAUGAAUAUGUCUGGUCCAGCGCAAAAAGUCACGAUUAUGAGUGUCAUAAACAUCAGAAGCUGCGGUACAUGCGAUUCCUGCGCAACUAUUUCUCCCGUCUGUGUCUGCAACAUUACUGCUGAAUUCUGCACUCCAGUUCGUCCCGUUCCAUUCAUCCGCCAGACAACUGCAACGUCUGGAAGUUGUUCUACCGGCCCCGUCAACCUCACUUCGGGUCCCGCCGACUUGGAGCGACAUUCACAGACUUCAGGAAGAGGUUCGUCAUGUCGGUACCACGAAAUCUCCACCAUCACCGGAACUGGGACAUAUCGGAACACAAUGUUCUGUCAAGUUUCACUCACACUUUUGCGACUGAAAACCCUUCCGGUCUUUGUCUUUCCGCCAUGCGUCUCUCGUAGACUUUAUUCGAUGCCUCAGUCGGAGAUUAUGCCAAUGCUUCCGGAGCUCCCAAAGAGACCUGAAGGUCGUUUCGCGAUUCUCCUCAAUUGCAAGCAAUAUUUAAUGUACUACUCUUUUCAACACCCUCAGCAGUCACGAACAAAAGAAAAUCUAAAUUUGCCAUUCAACCUGAAGAAGCAUGUAACUGGCCUUGCUGAGUUGACAGGUGAUUCAGAGUUAAUUAAUCCCAGAAUAACAACAACAACCAACUGUCAUUUGCACGCUAUGUCAGAGCUAAGCCUGUUGCCCAGACAACAGAACUGUCCGAAUGUUUAUGGGAUCCAGGCUCGAGCGAGACUGUCCCACGUGCUGAUCGAGAGCGGAAAGAGACAAGAUAAUUUAUGUGAAGUAGCUAGUCCACGUCUUGAUCGUAAAGGUCACAGACCUGAACCAUCCCUCGACAGAAGAUGA
This is a messenger RNA of Protopolystoma xenopodis, 987 nucleotides long. Lineage: Eukaryota; Metazoa; Platyhelminthes; Monogenea; Polystomatidea; Polystomatidae. The record is from the annotation of a GenBank genome assembly.